Messenger RNA from Saccostrea echinata, 1895 nucleotides. Its product is annotated as excitatory amino acid transporter 1-like. The record is from RefSeq and is a predicted model, not a curated record. Gene Ontology annotation, biological process: L-glutamate transmembrane transport. Gene Ontology annotation, cellular component: plasma membrane. The coding region runs from base 86 to 1561 and encodes 491 amino acids. Gene Ontology annotation, molecular function: neutral L-amino acid transmembrane transporter activity; glutamate:sodium symporter activity; L-glutamate transmembrane transporter activity. Lineage: Eukaryota; Metazoa; Mollusca; Bivalvia; Ostreida; Ostreidae. The transcript has 11 exons.
UUCAUUGAAACAGUCUUGUGAAGUCCUGUGACAUAGAUGACAUUCUGAAUUAAAGACGAUUUAUACACUUAUCUAUCGUAUAAAAAUGAAAAAGAACCAAAUAAAAGUCGAAGGCAACAAGAGAAGGUCCUGUAUUCAAAAUAUUCAACGAAUCCUUCAUGGACAAUUGUUGUUUGUGCUGACAUUUCUCGCAGUCAUUCUUGGAUUUAUAAUCGGAUUCGGAAUUCGUGAAGCUAGACCUUCUGCGGACUUCAUACAAUGGAUCGGUAUGCCAGGCGAUCUUUUCAUGCGGUCGCUGAAAAUGAUGAUCGUUCCACUCAUUGUUACAAGUGUCAUACACAGUACUGCUUCUUUAGACCCAAAAUCAAACGGCAGAAUAGGCCUGGUAUCCAUCACGUACAUAUUGCUUACGAACAUGCUGGGUUGUAUGAUUGCCAUAACACUUAUUUAUAUCAUCAAACCAGGACGAGUCAAUGUUGCACACAACGAAAAAGUAAUGGUCAACAAAAUUGAGCCACAAGAUAUAUUUGCAGAUUUACUAAGAAAUAUUAUACCAGAUAACCUAGUAGAGGCAACUUUUCGCAAAACACAAACACAAUUCAAGCCUGAAAUUGUUUGGAUCGAACAAAAGAAUAUUGGCAAUUCUUCGAAUACCACUGCAGAUAAAAAGCAAACACUGGAAAUGGUCAAGACUGUCGGGAAAUCUGACGGACCAAACAUACUUGGACUGAUAUUGGCCUGUAUGUUCAUUGGAAUUGCAGCUGGGAAAUUUAAAGAAAAAGCCAAAAUAUUCAUAGACUUCUUUGCAAUAAGUGCUGAAAUUGUGUUGCAAAUUCUUCUAUGGUUUAUCUGGUUAACCCCCGUAGGCGUUGCCAGUCUUACAGCUGCCUCCUUAGCAGGUGCUAAUGACAUCACCGAGACGUUUAUAAGCCUGGGAUAUUUCGUUUUGACAGUUACCUUGGGUAUCUUUUUUAGCCAAGCCAUUCUUCUUCCGCUCAUAUAUUUUGCUUUCACACGAAAAAAUCCCUACAAACAUAUCCUUAGUAUAAAGCGGGCUUGGCUAAUAGGAUUCUCUUUCGGCUCAUCAGCUCUUGCAAUGCCCGAUUUAUUGCAUGCAUGUGAAAAUGUUAAUAAAAUAGACAAACGGAUCACGCGUUUUGUCAUACCUCUUUGUUGCUCAUCGAAUGCAGAUGGGAGUGCCCUGUUUAUUUCAGCUGCUUCUAUGUUUAUUGCAAAAUUUUCCGGUUAUACUCUGACAUUUGGAAAUGUCCUAAUCAUAGGAAUUUUGACCACUUUUUCAACACUUUCUUUACCUGCAAUGCCGAGUGCUAGCAUGGUAGCUGUGGUUAUGGUACUCUCCGCCAUUAACAUUCCAGUACACGAAGUUUCUAUGCUGUUUGCUGUUGAAUGGUUUCUCGACCGCCUCAGAACAGGAGCCAAUGUUGAGAGUCAUUUUAUCUGCGCUGCUAUUACAGAUCAUUUCUGUAGACGAAAAUACCGCCUAAAGGAGGAAGAUGUCAUAAUCUAUCCAGAGUCAGAGAUGGAACUCAUUGUCAAUUAAGAUACAAUGUAACAUAUUUGUAAUAUUCAAUUCUUUGAACCAUUAUUGACUUUCAUAGGAUCUUUGUAUACUCGAAAUAAACACACACUUACGUCCAUACAAUUUCACAUUAAUUGAAAAUGUGUCUCAUUCAAUUGAAAAUUUGAAUUUUUAACUUGAAUCAUUGAUACAUGUAUUUCUGUAAAGGAAAUAUUAUCCCCACAAAUCAGUCAGAUUUUGAAGCCAGAUAUUAGUAUUUUGUAGCGUUUUUAAACGUAUUUUAUUUUAUAUUUCAGAUUUUAUAUAUAUAUAUAUAUUUCCUUUGUAUUGAUUGCUAAUUACUUUAUGUACAUGU